Molecule: messenger RNA, 3205 nt
Organism: Lindgomyces ingoldianus
Lineage: Eukaryota; Fungi; Ascomycota; Dothideomycetes; Pleosporales; Lindgomycetaceae
Product: phospholipase D/nuclease
Exons: 7
Coding region: 160-3093 (977 amino acids)
Biological process (GO): phosphatidic acid biosynthetic process; cell motility; intracellular signal transduction
Molecular function (GO): D-type glycerophospholipase activity
Source: RefSeq, a predicted model, not a curated record
UUACAGUUUCAACGACGCAUCCUACGGCGCUGCAGCCACCAGUAGCUGGACUGUUCCACAAAUAUGGCUUACAAUCGGCGAGACGACGAUCUCGCGUACGGCGAAUAUCAUGGCCAGGGAGGGGGUGGGGAGGAAGGAGAGCGGGGCUUCAUUGGAGACAUGGGCAAGCGCAUCUUUGGAAGGAGGCCUCAAGACCAGCAACAAUCUGACGUCACCCAGACCUAUCAACCCCAUCUCGGCCAGCAAUCCUCGUCGCUUCAACACGGUUCGUCCUCCAACGAAGGCGGUAUGUCGUUCGUUUUCGAUAAACUGCACAGCGCUGUGCACUCCAUCGGCACCGAUAUCAAGGACAAGCUUUCAGGCAAGGAAGAGCCUCAAGGACACACUCAGCAAAGUGGUGCUUUGAGCCAGCCCCAGGGAGGCCAGGGCUUGCAGCCUGGUCAAGACUACCAUUCCCAACACCGUUUCCUUAGCUUUGCCCCAGAACGGCACGGAAAUGACAUCAAAUGGUAUGUCGACGGCUGCGGAUACAUGUGGGCUGUCUCGGUGGCUCUAGAGCGUGCCAGGGAGUCAAUCUGGAUCCUCGAUUGGUGGCUGUCGCCCGAAUUAUACCUCCGAAGACCGCCUGCCAAAUUCCAGCAGUAUCGAGUUGACCGCAUGCUCCAAGCUGCGGCUCAGCGAGGUGUUAAAGUCAAUAUCAUCGUUUACAAGGAGGUAACCCAAGCUCUGACCCUGUCCUCCGCCCACACGAAACACGCCUUGGAAAAUCUUCAUCCCAACAUUUCCGUCUUCCGACACCCUGACCAUCUCCCCGAUGCGAAGGUACUGCAGUCAUCAAUGUUCUCCUCUAUUCAAAACAUGACGUUUAGUCCCGCUAAGCUCGCCCAACUUCCUGGAGAUGGCCUCAAAGCCAUUUACGGAGCGAACCAGGAUACAAUCCUUUACUGGGCGCAUCACGAAAAGCUAUGUUUAGUUGACGGCGAAACGGCUUUCAUGGGUGGAUUAGACCUAUGUUAUGGACGCUGGGACACGAAUUCACACCCUAUUGCAGAUGCCCACCCGGGUGACCUGGACCGCAUUGUAUUCCCAGGUCAAGAUUUUAACAACGCGAGGAUCAUGGACUUUAAUGACGUUCCAAAUUGGGAGAAAAACAAGCUUGAUAGAACCCAAAGCUCUCGCAUGGGCUGGUCUGAUAUUUCCCUCUCUCUGACUGGCCCCGUAGUUCAAGACCUGCACACACAUUUCGCCCAGCGAUGGAAUUUCAUCUAUGGAGAGAAGUAUGGUAAGAAGGACACUAGAUAUCAGAGUCUCCCUCUGCCUGGAGGUGGUGCUCAGCAGGGCGGCUAUUAUCCACCCCCAUCGAUCCAGCAGCGAGGGAUGGACGGAGAGGAGGAAACUGAGCGCGGGCUUGGCGGUGGUGAUUAUGACGGUCAAGGUGGCGGGGAACGCGGCCUCUUUGGAAGUGGUCGAGGAGGUGGGCUCCGAGAGAAGCUCCACUCCCGCAUCAGCGAGGGCUACCAUCAAAUGGAGUCACAUUAUAGCCAGCAGGAGCAAGGCCAGUCACAUGCCACUCACACCGCCCAGCGAGGAGGAGUGGAAUGCCAAAUCACCCGGAGUUCUGCGAAGUGGAGUCACAACUUGGAUGCCACCGAGCACUCUAUCCAAAAUGCCUAUUGCGAGAUCAUCAAAAAUAGCAAGCACUUUGUCUACAUUGAGAAUCAGUUCUUCAUCACUGCCACCGGGGACGAGCAGAAACCGAUCAAAAACAAGAUUGGCGCUGCUAUCGUCGAAAGAAUCAUCCGUGCUGCUAGGGAUGGCGAGAAGUACAAGAUGAUGGUGAUGAUGCCUUCCGUUCCCGCAUUUGCAGGUGACCUCAAGGCCGAUGAUGCCCUUGGUACGCGGGCAAUCAUGGAAUUUCAAUAUGACUCGAUCAACCGUGGAGGACACUCCAUCUACGAAACAAUCGCCAAGGCUGGCUAUAACCCCAUGGAUUACAUUCGGUUCUAUAACCUUCGAAGUUACGACCGUAUCAACGCUAGUGGGGCCAUGCGUGCUGCCGAGGAGUGCAGUGGCGUCCCAUAUAGCCAGGCCCGUCAGGAGCAUGAUGCUGCCUACGGCAGCGGAUACCAAGAACCGCAAAGCGAGUAUCAAGCCUACCGACCGCCUCAGGAACAGCAGCCAGUCUAUGAGAUGGAUGCUGGGUAUGGACAGUCGCAAGGGCAAGGGAGGCCAGCUGUAUAUGAGCAGUAUCAGCAGGGCGCUGCUCAAAUUGGCAGCCGCAAAGGUCUUGGUAGUGGACGGUGGGAUUCGGUCAGUGAGUGCUAUAUGCUCGGCGGAGAGGACAUUCGCAAUGUCCCUUGGGAGGGUGGAGCUAUGGAUGAGAUUGACGCUUUUGUUAGUGAGGAAUUGUAUAUUCACAGCAAGCUUCUCAUAGCGGACGACCAAAUUGUCAUUUGCGGGUCUGCAAACUUGAAUGACCGCUCACAGCUUGGUGACCAUGAUUCAGAGAUCGCCAUUAUUGUACAAGAUAACGACACAGUUGACUCAUUCAUGGACGGCCGUCCUUGGCGUGCAGCCAAAUUCGCGUCAUCUCUCCGCAGGCAAAUCUUCCGCAAACACCUUGGCCUGCUGAAGCACCAGAUUAUGGAUCACCCAGACCAGAACUUUGAACCCAUCGGUGUACCAAACAUCUACGAUUGGGGCUCGGAGGAGGACAGGCAAGUUGCGGACCCCAUCUCCGAUGAAUUCCAAUCCCUCUGGAACUGGCGGGCAAAGACCAACACGGAUGCCUUCGCAAGGGUAUUCCACCCUGUCCCUUAUGAUGGUGUGAGGAGCUGGAAGCAGUACGACGAAUACUACGAGCGAUUCUUCCAUGAGGAAGAGAAUGAUAAGAAGGAGAAGAAACCCAGUCAGUAUAAGUGGGGUCAUGUGGUGGCUGAAAACUUCGGUCAGGGCGGGGUGCGAGAGGUCAAGGAGGUACUGAGCACGAUCAAGGGCACACUCGUGGAGAUGCCGUUACUUUUCCUAAAGGACGAGGAUAUCGCUAAGGAAGGACUUGGGCUGAAUGCUUUCACUGAGGAAGUGUAUACCUGAUCUGGGAGUGACCAUCAGGAUUUGGCGGGGAGGAUCAGCGCAGGAACCUUGGAAGCUAUGUGGGCAUCAGCCAGAAUCACGAAACUAGAUCUGUACUAAAAAAAAAAAAAAC